Anopheles arabiensis is the source of this 1767-nucleotide messenger RNA. RefSeq lists its product as uncharacterized. The coding region runs from base 1 to 1767 and encodes 588 amino acids. The record is from RefSeq and is a predicted model, not a curated record. NCBI's taxonomy places the organism in Eukaryota, Metazoa, Arthropoda, Insecta, Diptera, Culicidae. The transcript is spliced from 2 exons.
AUGCGCAUAUUCUUUCGAUUUUCGCCGCAAGCUCCGAUCCAAGUAUAUGAGCUCAACACCGUUACAUACGGACUAGCACCUUCCUCGUUUCUGGCUACACGCACACUUAUCCAACUAGCAGAGGAUGAAGGGACUGAGUAUGCGCUUGCACCUGCAGCCCUGAAACGAAACUUUUACGUGGACGACUUCAUUGGUGGUGCCAAUAACGUUCGCGAAGCUGUUCAGCUGCGUAAGGAGUUAUCAGCGCUACUUGCCAAAGGUGGGUUUGAGUUGCACAAGUGGACCUCAAACAAUCUGAGCGUACUCUCCGGCUUAAGCACCGAGUAUAUCGGCACACACUCAUCGCUGCAUUUUAUACCCAACGAGACGGUCAAAGCACUCGGCAUCUCGUGGAAGCCUGAAUCGGAUGAGCUGUGUUUUGAAUCCAACACUGAGGCUGAUGAAGCCACGUCGACCAAGCGAUCUAUUUUGUCGAGCAUUGCCAAAAUGUACGAUCCGCUCGGAUUGAUAGCACCGGUGAUCGUGCGUGCUAAGAUGCUGAUGCAGGAGCUAAGGCUACUCAAAUUCGGCUGGGAUGAACCUGUUCCUAAUCACAUCUAUGCAACAGUAGAAUUCCACACAUUUACCGAUGCUUCGGAGGCCGCCUACGGAGCAUGUGUUUACGCUCGUUGUGAAAACGCGGCGGGAGAAGUCCGCAUCAGCCUAUUAGCUUCGAAGUCUCGAGUGGCACCACAGAAGCGCGUCACGUUGCCGAGGCUUGAACUAAGCGCAGCUGUCCUGGGCGCCCAUCUGCAUCAUCACGUCAAGGAGGCAAUGCAGAUCGUGUGCGCCGAAUCGUUUUUCUGGUCCGACUCAACAGUGACGCUAAAAUGGAUUGCGUCACCUCCCAACUCCUGGAAGACGUUCGUGGCAAAUCGAGUAGCUGAGGUGCAACACUACUCUCAUCCAAGGCAAUGGAGGCACGUUCCUGGCACAUCCAAUCCUGCUGACUUGGUUUCCCGAGGCAUGUCGGCAGCACAUUUCACGCAGAAUCAGCUUUGGAAUAACGGUCCAGAUUGGCUUGUGCAACCUUCGUCCCAUUGGCCUAGCUCAGAUCCAGAACCAAGCGAUGAGGCGGACCUAGAAACACGCCAGGCGAGUGCCGCUUUAGUUUGUACACUAACUCAUCCAUGGUUUGGCAUUUCUUCAUCCUUCACCAGAAUGGUACGCAUCAUUGCAUACUGCAUACGGUUUGUGCGCAACACCAAGCAGAAGGCGCGAUCCCAGCGACCGAUACCGCACACCAACGUAUCCAAGACGAUCACGCCCAAGUACGUGGAUGCUGCAAAAACUGUGCUUUGUAGACUAGCCCAGCAAGAUGCAUUUUCCGCGGAAAUCAAGCAGCUAAAAAAGGGAGAAGCAUUGAUGAAACAAUCACCUUUACGAAAACUUACCCCAUUCCUGGAUACAGAAGAAGUAAUACGGGUGGGAGGACGAUUGAACUUGUCGCAACUACCGUAUCAGUCCAAGCAUCCAGCUGUUCUACCGAAGAACCACAAAUUCACUCGUCUACUUGCGGAAGAUUAUCAUGAAGAGAUGAAACAUGCUAGUGGAAGGCUAUUGCUAUCCCGCAUUAGAGAGCUGUAUUGGCCACUGGACGGACGUCGCUUAGUAAAAAGCAUUGCAAGGACUGCUUCCGCUGUGUUCGGCAAGAUCCCGCACUCGCACGGCAGCCGGUUGGCCAGCUUCCACCAUCCCGCAUCACACCGAGCCGACCGUUUUCUGUAA